This is a messenger RNA of Trichoderma virens Gv29-8, 1176 nucleotides long. RefSeq lists its product as uncharacterized. Lineage: Eukaryota; Fungi; Ascomycota; Sordariomycetes; Hypocreales; Hypocreaceae. Bases 1 to 1176 code for a protein of 391 amino acids. The record is from RefSeq and is a predicted model, not a curated record. The transcript is spliced from 2 exons.
AUGGCCUCAAAGCAGGAGGACAUUGUUGCCCCAGCAAACGAAGAGGCUGGUCCUCUUGAUAGAAAACGCAUCGUGAGAGUUGAUACCAAACUCGAAAGCGGUACCAGCGAUGGCGAUACACAUGGCUGCGGAAUCCUUGAAAAGAUUGUCACAACCAUUGUCUUCGUCGGCGAGAACAUGCCUGGCAGAUAUAAAUCCGAGGCCGCUAUGGAGGCGAGCCGCAAGUUUGUUUACGAGCACGUUGUCCGUCGGGUCUACGGAGACAACAAAGUCAUUGACGAGAAGAUUGACGAGACUGUCACCGCCAAAGUCGAUGAAGGGCGUAUAAGCCGUUUCAACGCCAAGUUUAGUGAGGCUAUACAUGGUAUUCAUGACGACCAUACCAUUAGAAAGCGUUUCAAGGAAUAUGUCAACAAGCACUUGUUGGACAAGGGCGAAUAUGAUGAUGAAGACGUCGAUGAAUAUGACGAAGACUUCAUUGAUGAGACUUCCGCCGAGCCAUUAGUAGCGGUGAAGGUUGACGAAGCUAUCGGGAAGGCCACUAGGAGGUUGAUUCUCUAUGUAUCCGCCACCAUAUGUAUUUAUUCUCAAAAUGACAUUGCCAAAAGGGAAGAGAGGAGGAAGACGAAAGAACGGAACAAAGUAUUCGAAAUAGAUUACACGAAUAUUACAAAGCUAUGGAUAGAGCCAAAAUCACACCCCGAAUUCGAUUUCGUGGGCUUCAGAGAACUCUUUCGUGAACCCAAAUCUUACCCCGAGUUCGAUUUUGUGGGCUUCAGAGAACUCUUUCGUGAGCCCAAACCACAGCCCGAAUUCGAUUUUGUGGGCUUCAAAGAGCUCUUUAUGGAGCCCAAACCAUAUCCCGAAUUCGAUUUCGUGGGCUUUGUCAACCUUUUCAAGUACUAUGAAAAUGCCUUCACCAUUGAGGCUAUCAACAAAAGGGAAGAGAGGGCAGAAAGAGAAUAUACCGAAUUUGAUUUUGAGGGCUUUAUCGAGCUCUUUGAAGACGCUUUGACACCCAACGACGAGGUCGACGAGGGCUAUGUCAUGGUUGGCCACAGCGCAUCUGGCGCAGAUGAGCUCGUGCUGGUCGCUGAUGAGACGAUCGACAAAUAUAGCACCGAGUCUGAGAACUCAAAGAGGACUGGAAAGCGUUGGUUCUUUUGGAGCAGCUAG